UGCAGUCGCUGCUCGUGCCCCUAAAUUAUGCAAAUGUUUUUUAGCAACCUGUUUUAUUCCACUACCAUCGCUGGAUUUUGAAGUUACUGAUCAGGAAGAUCUCAUCCGGUAGCUAAUUGAAUUUCUCUAGUAACUCGAUUUCGGUCCAGUUCUCAAACCCCACAGUUACGUCAGAUGUGUUCGUAUCCCCAACUCACACUGUGAUACAAUCAUGAGUGAUUGUAUGUGUCGCACUGUGGAAGACCUGAAACAAUUUUGCACAACACGUGCUCUUGCCUGGCCAUGCAUGUUUGCGAAGCUAGUAUUCAUCUACCUUAGCAGCUGCGGCAGUAACGCAAAAGUUUCAGACCGUUCCCCUGGAACUGGUGCUGGAUAAGUGAGGAAAGGGAUGAUGGGUAUCAUGAAGUGUGUGUUGUGUUGAUUGUGAAAUGUAAGUUAGGAUGUCCGCUAUGGUUAUGAGGGAAGCCAACUCGUUUCGAUGGUUCCAUGUGAAGGGCCCGCCGUGCCCAUGAUUGCUCAAGCGUCAAUGAAGUAGUGGAUGGCGAGAGUUACUAGAGACGGAAGCAGCGGGGGAGGAGAGCAGUGGGCGGGAAUGGGUAAGGAGACUCAAGGAGAGCCCGACAGACGUUGCUGCUCCCUCGGAGCACAAGAAAACGUGGAGACGAUACACCACUAUUAGUUUUGCAUUCAUCCCUUACUGUCCUUUCAAUGCUUCCAAUUGGUCUAUGCCCCUCCUCCACUUCUUUCCUCUCCAAAUUUGACCCCCGUCUGACCGAUAUCGGAUCUCUCCAUUUUCCUGUUCCAACGACUUCUUGAUCUUUAGAUCCCCAGCUCUUCUUGUUGUCCUCUCCUCCAAUCUCAGAUUCUCUUGCAGUUAGACUCAGGGUUGCAUCUUGUAUUUAUUUUUCGGCGCCUCGAAUUGUCUUCGCGUUUUCCGUGCCAGCAACAUCUGGCUACGGCUGUAGAGUUUUGGCAAAUGUUUUUUCGGACGUUUUGAGAUCCUGCGCAGUGUGCUUAAACAUGCGCGAUUCUGCGAUAUGUGUGUUUGGAAUAAGAGAAGUUGCACGAGUUCUUGGUGAAGCUCUUAUUACAGUCCUCGCCGGACUCGUAUUAUCUGUGUUCGUAGUUGCUUUAAGUGAAGGCUUUCAGGAAAGUUUUGGGAUCUCAGCAAACAAGAGAAGUUCCUUGUGUGUCCUGUCUUAAAACGUCGCAUUCGUCAUCUGCAAAGGGCAACAACGUCUCUUUUCUCUGUAAUGAAGAUCUGUAGCAUGGUUUAGUCUGUGUCUGCGGUGUGGGUGUUGAAUUGUAGCAACUUGGAAGUCCUCGUGCAAGGCAGCGUGUCGCUAGCAGUUUCUCGAUUGUCUUUCCCAGUCCGCUCCACAUUCAUUGUUCUAUGGUCCAAUGUGCCCUAGCACCGUGAAACUCGGCACUUGAAUGCAGAGGACUCUUCUGUGUUGGCGGAUGCCAAAGAUCGUACGUUUUUCCCAACCCUAAUGUAAAGGUUGAAAAAGGUAUGCAGAUAUAUGAGUGGCUAAUUGUCAAUUCCUCAAACUUACCAGGGGUGUUCAGAGAUCUUGGAAAAGCCUUACACAACUUCUUGCAUGUGAAGUUCAUCAAAGCAGAAGCAGUUUAUCUAAUUCAACUGUCAUGCGACGGCUACAACCUUUGAGUUUCUUAACUUACUGCAGAUGUUGUAGUUGAAGUUGACAUCGUGUGGGAGAGGAACAGAACAUGAUGAAACAAUGAAGGCCGUCACUGGUCAUCCAUUCAAGGCUGAAAGCAUGUUCUUAUACAUGGCUGCUGUGUAUUUCUGCACGCAGCUGAAUUUAGGGCAAAUGCGUAUCAACGAUAGAACUCAUUGGAAUUGAGGAAGGUCUAGCAUAUCUGACUCCAAACAGUUGGCUCGCAUGAUUAUAGAUGUCGUACAGCCUCUAAUCGUGUUCAGGAUGGCACAUUUCGUGCGCCAAAGCUUGCACAUUGCCCAAGUUUACCAAAACCUCAACCGGAGAUAAGUCACUACGAAGUGAUUUUGGGUUUCGAUCAGACACCUUCGUACUACUGGAGCAAUACUUGGAGUUCAAUGGAUACAAAGACUCCGUGGCAAAUGAGUUCUAAUGCGCUGUGUGACCAACGCCCUGAGAAUCUGGCUGUGGAUGAACUUCUUGGUUCUCGAUGCAGUCUGAAACCUCCAGGUUUGCGAGCGUUAGCGGCUGAACGAACUUUCAACGUGAACUCGGGUGUGAUAGGUAUUACUUCCGAAUAUGCCACUGGAGCGGAGCUUGAACUGGAGUGGCAGUUGAUUGCGGGCUCCGUACCUAAAUCUGGGCUAUCUGCCUCGUUUCGAGCAGCAGAGACCAAGAAUGAAUUCCUUAGGAAAAAUGCACGUGUAGAGGAAAAAGAUGUUCCAGGCGGAGCAGCCACAAGAAAAAGUAAGAGUCUCAAGGAGUCGCAAAUGAUGAAAGUUUUUCGAGAAUCCGUAGAAAUCUGCCGGAGCCCCACAACAGAAGACUUGGAGGGAUUGACGAGUAAGCAUUAUAUUGAGGACAGUAUGGAGAAACUCCAACAGACGAUGGACAAAUGUUCAUAUGGAUCGAACUCACUCUGCUUUACAGGCGAUGCCUCGCCCUCAACAAUAACGAGCACCAUGUCCUGGAGGACUGCCAAUAAAGAGGCGUUGGCUGCUUUAGUUGCCCAGAAAACGAAAGAGACAUUAGAGAAUUGCGACCUUCCAACUCCUCUGUCACGAUCUAUUCUAAAGAGGCCUCUGGAGAGUUUCGACUUGAGAGUGAUGGGUGCUAAAUCAGAAUCUACGGAAACAUCUGAUAGGAAUGUGGUGGAUUCUGUUCUGCAUGUUCGUGAACCAACCCCAUUAGCAAAUCUUGGCCCAGCAGCUUCUUCUGAUGUUGUCGAGAAAACUGAAUCCAGCUCGUCGGCAGUUCAAUCCGCAAGGAUGACACUCCCCCUUACUAUUCCAACCAGAGGUCAAGCCUCAGCUUUUCAUAGCGGUUACCAGAGCUCCAGUUUUGCCGAAAAUAAACAUGCAUGCUGGAUGGGUGGGGAUAAAGUGAUGAGCACCAGCAGCCUUGGUAGGAGCUCAGGUCCACUGGGUGAAGCGCUGUGUCAUUCCCAAAGUCGAGCAAGAGAGGCUGAGAAACGAGCUGAAGAAAAUUUUCAAGAGUAUCAGAAAGUCGCCCACCUGCUCUUUCGGGAGGCAUCGCUUUCACUAACAUACAGGCAAUUGGUGAGUUCACUUCAAGCUGAGAAUGCUUGUUUGAGAGUGUAUUUACACCGGCACCAACAGGCAACAGUGCUGCUUCAUCAAAGCGAUUUUUCUCCAUUUUCAGUUCUGGACCGGUUUGCAUACUACAGGUGGAACCUGUACGGAAGAGAUGAUGGUAGAAGGCAAAUGAGCGAUCCUUUUCCUUUGUUGUGGCCUGCAGAGAAGGAUAAAGCAGGGAGUUUUGUAAUGACUAGAGAAGGUGGUACAGAGAUGAUAAUGAGUUGUACAUUGAGUUUUGCCUUUGCUUUAGGUUUGAGUCUUGCAGGAGCAGGUUUGAUGUUGGGGUGGAGCAUGGGAUGGAUUCUACUGGCAUUUUGAACCACAUGAUCGGUUCAUUUGCUCAACCUCCCAUUUCACUUACUGCUUGAGUGAAGGAAUGGGAAGUACAGACAAUUGCUUGUGAAACACUAUGUCCUUGUCAAUUCUUCUUCAAAGACAUCUCAUGCCAACUGCAGAUGUCCACAACUUAGAAAGUCAAAUGAAACGAGUGGGUCUCGCGGCUCAUGGCAAAAAUUAUAAUCA
Physcomitrium patens is the source of this 3802-nucleotide messenger RNA. The record is from RefSeq and is a predicted model, not a curated record. NCBI's taxonomy places the organism in Eukaryota, Viridiplantae, Streptophyta, Bryopsida, Funariales, Funariaceae.